Molecule: messenger RNA, 1327 nt
Organism: Pararge aegeria (speckled wood butterfly)
Lineage: Eukaryota; Metazoa; Arthropoda; Insecta; Lepidoptera; Nymphalidae
Product: protein ALP1-like
Exons: 2
Coding region: 22-1200 (392 amino acids)
Source: RefSeq, a predicted model, not a curated record
GCAGUCAGUCUAUAGCAAAUCAUGGAUCGGAAAAGACGUCUAGCAUUGCUCCUAUUACUACGUCACCGCCGAAAUCGACGCAAGAUCACAAGACGGUACUGGAUCAGUCCUUUCAUUUCAUUAAGAAAUCGUGAUGGACAGUUUUUUUUUUUAGAAUAUCGGGAGUUGCUAUUAGACGAAAAGAAGUUUUAUAAUUUUUUUAGAAUGAGUGUAUCCAGCUUCGAAUGUUUAUUGAAGUCCUUAGAACCACACAUACGAAAAAACUAUACUAAUAUGAGGAAUCCAGUGGAACCAGUAGAAAUGCUGGGAAUCACUUUAAGAUACCUAGGAAGUGGAAAUUCAAUAACUGAUUUACAUUUCAAAUUCAAACGGGGAAAAUCUACUAUUGCAUAUAUAAUACAAAGAGUUUGUCGUGCUAUAUGGACCAAUCUUCUUCGAGACAACAUCCCUGAACUGACAACUGAAAGUUUCCAAACAAUAGCGAGGGGUUUUGAUGUAAAGGCAAAUUUUCCUCAAUGUGUUGGUGCCAUCGACGGCAAACAUAUCCGCGUGUGUAAUCCUGCAAAUAGUGGCUCACUUUUUUUUAAUUAUAAAGCCUUUUUUUCGAUUGUGUUGCUAGCUAUUGUGGAUUCAAAUUACAAAUUCGUAUUUGUCGACAUCGGUGCAUACGGAAAAGAAUGCGAUUCAACCAUAUUACAAAAUUCUAAACUGUACGAGCUAAUGAUUAACAACAACUUACCACUACCUCAACCCCAGCCACUCUCUGGUAGCAAUAUACCAACCCCGUAUGUAUUUGUGGGUGACGAAGCUUUUGGACUGAGCAAACAUAUUAUGCGUCCAUAUGGCGGUCAAAAUCUCGACUUACAACAAAAGGUUUUCAAUUACCGUCUAAGCAGAGCCAGAAGAUAUGUCGAAUGCGCUUUUGGGAUUAUGGCUAACAAAUGGCGCAUUUUUCACAGACCGAUAGACGUGUCCUAUGACUUCGCUACUGACAUUAUAAAAGCAUGUUGUGUAUUACACAAUUUUGUCGCUGAUCGAGACGGUUUUAGACAAAGAGAUAAAUUUGCUAUAAGUGUUGAUGAAUUUCUCCCAAUACAACCCGUACAUGAAGAACAGACAGCACCGAAUGUCAUAAGACAGCAAUAUGCGACCUAUUUUAUGACUAGAGGAACUCUGCCUUGGCAGCUAAAUAAGGUAUAAUUGUAUUAUGAGGGUUUUCAAGAUUUUCUUGCACCGCCAAUUCCGCGAUCAGUAAAAAAAUAAUAUUUUAUACCUACUCAGCGUAGUCUAGGUUAGUUUUGAGCUAAGUAAUAAAAUAGUACUCACG